CUUCAUUAAACAAGCAUUCGGCAGGAGAGAACAGAAGAUCAAAAGCAAUACUCACAAUGAAGACUGCUUUUAUUGUUUUAGCCUGCCUCUGCCUUGUGUUAGAAGUGAAAGGUCAGUCUGGAGCUCCGAAGGGCAGGUGUUUUUGUGCUGGUAAAGGUGUAAACAUGGUUCUUCCCAGAAAGAUUGAGAAAGUUGAAAUCAUACCACCAAGUCCUUCUUGUGAAAAACAGGAGAUUGUUGUUACUGUAAAGAAUGGUUCAGAACAGAAAUGCCUAAAUCCAGAAUCUAAAUUCACUCAGAAUUACAUCAGGAAAUUGCUUGAAAAAAGGAUCCAGUGAAAGGAACAGCCUACAAUAUGAAUCUAGAUAUUUUUAUGAAGAACACCAUGAUAAAAGCACCAUGCAAUCAGCAACUAACUAUCCUUCCAUCUUCUUACUCUCAAGAGUUUUACCUGCUUAUUACAUAACAGCUUUUUAAUGCAGUUUCAUACAAAUGUUUUAAUACAGUGUUAUACAAAUUUAUUAUCAAUAAAAGUAUCAGUUAUUUAGUUUGAACAAUUUAAGUAAAAUGUCUUAUCACAACGUGUCAUACUAUUUACAAUGUUAAUGAUGUAAAUUAUUUCUACAGGGCAGAUAAUUUACACUGUCAAAAUUCAACAAUUAAACAAGCAUUAGCCAUAAAUCAUAGUAUUUAAAUUAAUAUUUGAAUGUUUGUAUCCAUUUUGAAAAUCAAUGUAAAUUUUAACAUUAAAUCUACAGUUAAAUCCACAACCAAUGGCAAAACAGACAGAAAAACAAAGAAAAUAUUUAUAAAAAUAAUUUUGUAUAUUAAUAGGGUAAACCAAAAGUAGGAACGUUUUUGGAGCAUUGUUUUUACUAUCUCUUAUUCAAAAUAAAGCCACAACAAAGAUUUCUGUAACUUUUCUGGGUCAUAUCUCUGAGCUGCCAGUCAUGAGAAUGUUACGUACAGUGUCCUCCUUUGUUUUUAAGGGGUUUUCGACUCACUGGGCUGCACCAGUGCCC
Triplophysa rosa is the source of this 1022-nucleotide messenger RNA. Its product is annotated as C-X-C motif chemokine 11-6-like. The coding region runs from base 57 to 338 and encodes 93 amino acids. The record is from RefSeq and is a predicted model, not a curated record. Gene Ontology annotation, biological process: neutrophil chemotaxis; cellular response to lipopolysaccharide; inflammatory response. The transcript has 4 exons. Lineage: Eukaryota; Metazoa; Chordata; Actinopteri; Cypriniformes; Nemacheilidae. Gene Ontology annotation, molecular function: chemokine activity; CXCR chemokine receptor binding. Gene Ontology annotation, cellular component: extracellular region.